UACAAGCUAAAGGAUCCACUAAAGAGAGUUGCGUUGGAAGCGUUAUUUCGCUAUUUUUAUUUGUCCGCCGUGUGUGUAUAUAUAUAUAUUAGUACUGAUAGCGUAGUUGUGUAUUACAACUCAAACACAAAAACUGAAUAUGAAGAAGUUGGAAAGAAGAAUUACUCUUGUUAUAAUUAUUAUGUUCGUUCACUUUACUGCUUCUUUGGCUAAUAUUGGCACUGAUGAAGUUGCUCUUGUUGCCUUGAAAUCUCACCUUUCUUCUGAUCCCAACAACAACAACGCGGUGUUGCAAACAAACUGGUCUUGUUCAAUUCCAUCAUCAGUUUGCACCUGGAUAGGGAUCACUUGCAACGGGCGCCAUAGAGUUACUGCUUUAGACAUUUCUAGCAUGCAACUUCAUGGUACCAUUCCUCCACACCUUGGAAAUCUCUCAUUUCUCGUAUCUCUUGACAUUAGUAACAACACUUUCCAUGGACAUCUCUCCCAUGAGUUGACUCAUUUGCGGAGGUUGAAAUUGAUUGAUGUUACAAGAAACAAUUUUAGUGGUGCCAUCCCAUCAUUCUUAAGUUUGUUACCUAAUCUUCGAUUCCUUUACCUUUCAAACAACCAAUUUUCAGGGGAAAUUCCAUCUUCUCUUUCCAAUCUAACAAAUCUUCAAGAGUUGAGAAUACAGAGGAAUUUUCUUCAAGGAAAAAUCCCUCCUGAAAUUGGUAAUCUUCGUUACCUGACUUUUUUAGACCUGCAAGGUAAUAGACUUACUGGCUCUAUACCGUCAUCAAUCUUCAACAUAACUUCAUUGACAAUACUUGCUAUAAUACACAAUCGUCUUGUCGGUAAACUUCCUGUUGAUAUUUGUGACAAUCUACCAAAUCUUCAAGUGCUUUUACUCUCAACAAACAACCUGGAUGGACGAAUACCACCAAAUUUACAGAAAUGCUCAAAGCUACAACUGUUGACAUUGUCUGGUAAUGAGUUCACUGGACCUAUACCAAGAGAACUUGGGAACUUAACGAUGCUCACAAUCUUACAUCUUGGAGAGAACCAUUUAGAAGGAGAAUUACCAGCUGAGAUAGGUAAUCUACACAACCUCCAAGUGCUUGGGUUAAGAAAUAAUAAGUUAAAUGGUAGUAUUCCUGCAGAAAUUUUCAAUAUUUCAAAAUUGCAAAUAUUGACAAUGUAUGGAAAUCAGUUAUGUGGUAGUUUACCUUCAGAUUUAGGUGUUGGAACGCCUAAUCUUGAGGAAGUUUACCUUGGAUUAAAUGAACUCAGUGGACGAAUUGCUCCUACCAUCUCAAAUUCUUCAAAGCUAACUCUUUUAGACCUUUCAGACAACAAGUUUACAGGUCCAAUUCCUGAUUCACUUGGUUCAUUGGAGUUUCUUCAAGUCCUAUUCUUGGGAGGUAACAAUUUUAUUAAUGAGCCAUCUUCAUCUGAGUUAACAUUCGUCUCGUCCCUGACUAAUUGUAGAUAUUUAAGAGAAGUGGUCAUUGAAGAUAAUUCAUUGAAUGGUUUUCUUCCAUCUUCUAUUGGAGACUUUUCUGAUUCUUUUCGGAUGUUUGUUGCCCGUAGAACCAAGCUAAAGGGCACAAUCCCGGAAGAAAUUGGAAACCUGAGUGGCUUAGGUGUGCUAGCUCUCUCUCACAAUGACUUCACUGGUUAUAUACCUGACAAGUUGAGAAGCAUGAAGAAUCUUCAAGAAUUUUACUUAGAAAAUAACAGCCUAAGUGGAACAAUACCUGAUGAUAUCUGCAGUUUGCGGAAUCUUGGAGCUUUAAAAUUGACUGGAAAUCGAAUAUCUGGUUCAAUUCCAGCAUGUUUAGGAAAUGUUUCUACUUUAAGAUAUCUUCAUUUAGCUUACAACAGAUUGACUUCAACCUUACCUGAAACCCUGUGGAGCCUUCAAGAUCUCUUGGAACUCAAUGCAUCAGCAAAUCUGUUGAGCGGGAGUAUACCACCUGAGGUUGGUAAUCUAAAGGCUGCGUCAGUUAUCGAUCUGUCAAGAAAUGAUUUUUCUGGUAAUAUUCCUAGUACUAUAGGGGGUCUACAAAAGUUGAUUAGUCUUUCCAUGGCACACAACAAAUUAGAAGGGCCUAUUCCGAGUUCAUUCGGGAAAAUGGUGGGGUUGGAAUUCUUGGAUUUUUCUUACAACAAUCUUACUAGUGAAAUUCCAAAGUCACUUGAAGCACUCUCACAUCUCAACUACUUCAACAUCUCUUUUAACAAAUUAAGAGGUGAAAUUCCUAGUAGUGGUCCAUUUGCAAACUUCACCAGUCAAUCUUUCAUUUCCAAUUCCGCACUAUGUGGUGCUCCUCGGUUUAAUGUGUCGCCAUGCCUCAUCAAAUCCACCAAGAAAUCAAGGAGACACAGAGUACUAACAAGUCUGUAUAUCGUAUUAGGUGUUGGAUUGAUGAUUCUGGCAUUGGUUCUAGGAUAUGUUUUGUUAAGGUGGCAAAAGAGAAGGAAGAAUUCAGGUCCAACAGAUGCAUCUUUGGUGAAAAGACAUGAAAGAAUAUCUUAUUAUGAACUUCAACAAGCAACAGAAGGAUUCAGCGAGAGCAAUUUGCUUGGUACCGGAAGUUUCAGUAUGGUAUACAAAGGGAUACUUAAAGAUGGGGCUGUUUUGGCAGCAAAGGUAUUCCAUGUGGAACUGGAGGGAGCAUUCAAGAGCUUUGAAACAGAAUGUGAGAUACUACGCAACCUUCGCCAUAGAAAUCUAACAAGAGUGAUCACUAGUUGUUCCAAUCCAGACUUCAAGGCCUUAGUAUUGGAAUACAUGCCCAAUGGAACACUUGAUAAGUGGCUACACUCUCAUGACUUGUUCUUAGACAUGUUGAAGAGGUUGGACAUUAUGAUAGACGUGGCUUCGGCAUUAGAUUAUCUCCACAACGGGUAUCCAACACCCGUGGUGCAUUGUGACUUGAAGCCAAGCAACGUCUUGCUCGAUCAAGACAUGGUUGGUCAUGUGAGUGAUUUUGGCAUCUCAAAAUUGCUAGGUGAUGGGGAGACUUUUGUACAAACAAGGACUAUUGCAACGAUCGGAUACAUUGCUCCAGAGUAUGGACAGGACGGAAUAGUAUCCAAAUGUUGUGAUGUUUAUAGUUUCGGUAUCAUGAUGAUGGAAACAUUUACAGGUAUGAGGCCAAGUGAUGAAAUGUUUACCGGAGAUUUGAACCUAAGAUAUUGGAUUAAUGAUUCAUUUCCUAACGGAGUAGUGGAUGACAAUUUGUUAAGGCCAGAGCAAGAACAUAUUAAAGAGAAAAUGCAAUGUGUAUCGUCUAUCCUGGAAUUAGCUUUGAGUUGCACUUUAGUGUCACCGGAUGCAAGAGUUAACAUGAAAGAUGCUCUUUCAACCCUCCACAAAAUAAGAAAUCAGUUUGUUAAUAGUUGUGCAACAACUUAAAAACAAAUCAUUCAAAGGAUUUAUUUCGGUUUAAAAGUGUAUGUUUACUCUGCUUAGCUCCUACCAACACAAGUACUAUCCGAUAAGUAUAACCAUCUAUUCACCGAAACAUAGAUAAAUUCACAAAAAAUUACAUAGCUAUAUAUUUUUGUGAUGUCAUUCUAA
Messenger RNA from Solanum pennellii, 3568 nucleotides. RefSeq names its product probable LRR receptor-like serine/threonine-protein kinase At3g47570. The transcript is spliced from 3 exons. Gene Ontology annotation, biological process: protein phosphorylation. Bases 140 to 3403 code for a protein of 1087 amino acids. Gene Ontology annotation, molecular function: ATP binding; protein kinase activity; protein binding. The record is from RefSeq and is a predicted model, not a curated record. NCBI's taxonomy places the organism in Eukaryota, Viridiplantae, Streptophyta, Magnoliopsida, Solanales, Solanaceae.